AUAUCGACUUCCGGGGCCAGGGGCAUCCAGAAAGAAAACGUCAGAAAGCUGAAGAAGCUCGUGACUCGUGAGGUGUUCUGCUGUUUCGGGCGGAGUUUUGGCCCAACUACCUCGCCACACGAGACUGAGCCCUGAGAUCUGGAAAAAAACCCAAAUUCUAAAUCGAUUGAUCUGCUCUGCCUCUUCACUUCCUUGUUCUCUUUACAAUUCUAAUUCUAAUUCGAGAUCAGUUUUUUUUUUUUUUUUUUUCUGCACCCAAGACUCAUAGCCGACGGAGUUGAAAGUAUUAAUCAACAGAUCACGAGAGAAAGAUCACUGUAAACAGGAGAAAGAAAUGUCUCCCAACGAAGAAGAACAAAAAAUCGGCGGUGGCCGUGAACAAGGAGGAGAAUUGGAAGAAGAAGUUGAUGAUGAAGAGAGCGAAGAAGAUGGAGAUAUAGAUGAUGAAGAAGAAGAUGAUGACGACGACCUGAUAAUUGCCCAGGCUCGCGAAGACGAUGAAGGGGAAGGGGAAGAAGAAGACGAGGAGAAUAUCAACUCCGCUUCUCCUUCAACGUCUUCCUCUUCCGAAGACAACACUAACAAGCAACAAAACCCCACCAACAGUGCCACCAUCACCGCUGUCAUCUCCUCCUCGAUUCCUCCCUCCGCCACUGCCCCCAAUGGCUCCGCCGACGAAACGGCACCACCGGCCGCCGGUUCAUCACCCGACCACAAGCGUCAGCGAACCUCCUCUGAUGUCCCCGCCAUCACUACUGCUGCUGCUGCUUCCGAAGAGAAGAAACCCCCCGCCUUGGACGAUUCCCGCCGUCUAUUCCAACGGCUGUGGACCGAUGGAGACGAAAUUGGACUUUUACAAGGUUUCCUCGAGUACACGAAGCAGCGAGGAUCCCACAAUUCUUCACACCAUCAUGACACGGCCCCGUUCUACGACCAGAUCAAGACUCAAUUGCAGCUCGAUUUCAACAAGAACCAGCUCGUCGAGAAGCUCCGUAGGUUGAAAAAGAAGUACCGUAACGUCCUCAGUCGGUUCAGCUCCGGCAAAGAAUUCUCCUUUAAGAGUCCUCACGACCAAGCCACCUUCGAGAUCUCUCGCAAGAUUUGGAGCGUUACCGGCGGAACUGUUGGGGUAGGAGUCGAAGAGGCUGUAUUGGAAGGAGAAGAAGGGAAUCCAAAUCCUGCGGGCAUCAACACCUACUGUAACGAGAAUUUCCACAAUAACAACAAUUCCGUCUUUGAUGCGAAUAAAUCUGACAAGAAGACGUCAAGAUCCCGGAAACGUUCACGGAAGAGAGCAGCGGAGGAUAAGUUGCCGAAUUGUCAUAAUCAUCCCACUUCAUCAAUUCCGAAUGUUAUCGAAGAUACAGUAAGGAGUUGCCUCUCGCCUCUGUUCAAAGAAUUGCUCUCUUGCGCCAUCAGUGGGCCUAGUAACGGUGGAGGAUAUGGUGGUCUGGCUCUGAGUCCCCUUCCCCUGAAUUUUGGAGGCAAUAAUUCCUUGAAUUUCUCUGGUGGGGAGGUUGUUGACGAGAAGUGGAGGAAGCAGCAUAUAUUGGAAUUGGAGGUGUACUCGAAACGGAUAGAGCUAGUGCAAGAUCAGAUAAAGUCUGCGUUAGAGAAGCUGAAGUCGAUGAGUUAUGGAUAGUUCGUUCAACUCAUUGAUUUAUUUGCUGCGGUUAUCACUUGCCAGUUGAGGAGUGUUGGGUGUUUCAAUUGAAUUACUGUAGAGAUUAGUUGCAGAUGGGAUCUCUUGAUGUAAUCUAGGUGGAAAUUGAACAAUUAAAGAAGUAAUUUUCCUGAGGUUUUACUA
Messenger RNA from Macadamia integrifolia, 1807 nucleotides. Its product is annotated as probable transcription factor At5g28040. The transcript has a single exon. The coding region runs from base 335 to 1642 and encodes 435 amino acids. Lineage: Eukaryota; Viridiplantae; Streptophyta; Magnoliopsida; Proteales; Proteaceae. Gene Ontology annotation, biological process: regulation of DNA-templated transcription. The record is from RefSeq and is a predicted model, not a curated record. Gene Ontology annotation, cellular component: nucleus.